AUGACAGGCGCCGCCAACAAUGCCGCUCACUCCGCCGCCAAAAUCCCCUUCCAAGCGGACGAACUUACGUUCGCGAACCCGGCAGAAGCAGCUGUUCGUAGUAACCCGACCAGCGCGACGGAGCACGGAGAUGGGAACGCGGCGAAGGUUCCAGGAAAGAGGCUCAUCAGGCGAAUGGAGAGCAGCGAUCCGUUGGCGCUACUGAAGGCGCUCGCCCCAAUGCAGGUGCUCUUGGGAGCGGGCAUGCUCACGGCGCUUGUCCUCCCCCGCCCCCUCGCCCUCGCCCUCACGGCCGUCGCCCUCCUGCCGCCCAUUCUGCGCACUGCGCUGCACAGCUGGCGCUGGAGCCACGCCAGGAAGGGCGGUUCCGGGGGGGGUGCAUCUGGAAGAGAGGGGGAGACGGGGGAGAAGAGGGAGGGGAGGGCGGAGGGGAAGGGGGAGGGGAAGGCGGAGGGGAAGGCGGAGGGGAUUAAGGGGGACGUUGGAGCUGAGAGGGAGGGGCUUCUGGGGGAGGUGCUACUUGAGGCAGAUAAGGCAAUGGCGAAUGGCAAGGAGAACGGAGUCAGUGGGCGGCACGAGGCGGCAGCUUCCGGAAACUUGUUACCUGUGAACGGGAUUGACAUAUUCCAGGGCCGGAUGGCUGGCAAGAUGGAUGGCGACUUUUGUCUGUUUCUGAUCGGGGCGAGAGCUAACAAUCCCUUCCCACUGGGCCCGUCCUUUGCUUCGGUCGGGGAGGUCUUCGGGCAAGCUGUGAGGGAGCUGGAGCAGGAGAGCGAAAAGUUCGGGUACCUGGGGGGCGACUACUAUGUGGGGAUGGACACGACACGUGGCUCGCAGACAUUGGCUGUCAUGUACUGGCGCUCAUACGACCACCUUGUCUCGUAUGCCAACGACCAGAACCUCGUGCAUGGCUCAGCAUGGAAGCGAAUGACUCGGUUGUUGAGGGACGGCCCUGACAUCGGCGUGUGGCACGAGUCAUAUACAAUCAAAGCUGGGCAUUCUCGCUGUCUCGCCUUGUUGCAGCGUGAUCGCAGCACCCUGGUGUACUCCAGCACCGCAGCAGUCUUAGUCUCCCCAGUCGUAACGAAAACAGGGUUAGUCCCCAACCCCCAGACCUUAUUCCCCACCUUAUUCCCCUCCUCCUCCUCAGAUGAACUCCCUUCCCUCUCCUCUCCCGUUGCCAUCUCCGGCCUUCGCGAUUAA
Molecule: messenger RNA, 1203 nt
Organism: Closterium sp. NIES-65
Lineage: Eukaryota; Viridiplantae; Streptophyta; Zygnematophyceae; Desmidiales; Closteriaceae
Source: the annotation of a GenBank genome assembly